CUCUCUUCUUCUUUCCUCUGUAACUGUUUGCUUUGCUUGAUUGGUCUCUUAUCAGCAUCAGUGUCCUUACGACGUUCACCUAGACUUGUAACAAGGAGAUAAAGAUCAAUCACAUCAUGUCAGCAGAGACUACCAGCACGAUAGCAAAGGUGCUCAAACCUACCAUUCUGAUUCUAAUAGCCAUUGUCGCCAUUUCUAGUCGACUCUUCUCCAUCAUCCGAUUCGAAUCUGUUAUUCAUGAGUUUGAUCCUUGGUUCAACUACCGCACUACCCAACAUCUCGUCAAAAAUGGCUUUUACGAAUUCUGGAAUUGGUUUGAUGAAAAGUCAUGGUACCCUCUUGGACGCGUUGUCGGAGGAACUGUCUACCCGGGUAUCAUGGUCACCAGUGCUCUGAUCCACAAUAUCCUCCACUUCUUCAAUUUCCCGGUCGACAUCCGUAAUAUCUGUGUCUUCUUGGCCCCCAUGUUCUCGGGUCUGACCGCGUUCUCGGCCUACUUGUUGACAAAGGAAUUAAAAGAUUCUUCCGCAGGUCUUCUCGCAGCCGCCUUUUUAGGCGUUGCCCCUGGAUACAUCUCUCGUUCUGUUGCUGGGUCAUACGAUAACGAGGGUAUUGCUAUCUUCUUGCUCGUCUUCACAUUCUAUCUCUGGAUCAAGGCUGUCAAGACCGGUAGCGCUUUCUUUGGCCUUUUGACCGCUCUCUUUUACUUUUACAUGGUCUCCGCUUGGGGUGGAUACGUAUUCAUCACCAACCUAGUACCUCUCCAUGCAUUCACUCUUGUCUUGAUGGGUCGCUUCUCCAACCGCCUCUAUGUUUCUUAUUCAACAUUUUACGCUGUUGGCACACUUUUGUCGAUGCAAAUUCCUUUUGUUGGAUUCCAGCCCACACGCACCAGUGAACACAUGGCAGCCUUGGGUGUCUUUGGAUUGUUACAACUCCGCGGCUUUGCAGAGCUUAUCCGUGGUUUGGUCACCCCUAAACAAUUCAGGACCCUCUUAAAGACUGGAAUCGCCAUUGUUACAGUCGUUUCUUUGACUAUCUUGACGUUGCUUAGCAUGAGUGGCGUUGUGGCCCCCUUCACAGGUCGUUUCUAUUCACUUUGGGAUACCGGCUACGCAAAAGUUCACAUCCCCAUCAUUGCUUCCGUCUCUGAACAUCAACCCACUGCAUGGACUUCGUUUUUCUUUGAUCUUCAAAUGCUCAUCUUCUUGUUCCCGGCUGGUGUCUAUCUUUGCUUUAAGGAACUCAAGGACGAACAUGUUUUUAUCAUUCUUUACUCUGUUUUUGCAUCUUACUUUGCAGGAGUCAUGGUCCGUCUGAUGUUGACACUCACUCCUGUGGUCUGUGUCUCAGCCGCCAUUGCCUAUUCAACCUUGUUGGAUACCUAUCUUGAAAAAUCGGAGCAUGUGUUAGCAACCACACUUCAGGGCGGUGCUUCCACUUCGGCUGCUUCCGCUAGUGCUAUCGAGAGCACCUCUGCUUCCAAAAAGCACGGCACAAAGUCAACAAACAAGGAUACAUCUGAGACUAAACCCCAUUCCGCCGCUGCCUCUUCUCGUAAUAACAACGCCAGUGAAAAGCCGAAGCGAUUCCCAAUCUUCAGUUGGGAUUCAAGGAUGAUGGUUAUUUUGCAGCUCACCUGGUUCCUGUUCAUGUUUGCAUGGCACUGCACCUAUGUUACCUCUGGAUCCUACUCUUCACCCUCGAUUGUCCUGGCGACUCGUGGCCACGAUGGUUCACAAGUUAUUAUUGAUGACUUCCGUGAGGCUUACUAUUGGCUUCGGAAGAACACAGGUGAAAAUACAAAGGUGAUGUCAUGGUGGGAUUACGGCUACCAGAUGGCGGGUAUGGCCAACAUCACCACGUUAGUCGACAACAAUACAUGGAAUAACACCCAUAUUGCUACGGUCGGCAAAGCGAUGGCUACCUCUGAAGACGUCGCCUAUAAGGUCCUUCGCCAACACGACGUUGACUAUGUGUUGGUGAUAUUUGGAGGCGUCCUUGGAUACUCUGGAGACGAUAUCAAUAAGUUUUUGUGGAUGAUUCGUAUUGGAGAGGGAGUGUACCCAAACGAGGUCAAGGAGCAGAGUUUCUUCACGCCAAGGGGUGAAUACAAGGUUGAUCAUGAAGCCACCCCGGCGAUGAAGAAUUCAUUGAUGUAUAAAAUGUCCUACUAUCGCUUCUCGGAACUUCACGGAGGAAAUGCUGUCGACCAUGUCCGUAGCGCACGUAUGCCUGCCGAGGGUCCUACACUCAGUGUAUUGGAAGAGGCCUACACAACCGAGCACUGGCUCGUCCGAAUCUACAAAGUCAAGGACCUUGACAACAUUGGUCGUGAUUUGAAAGAUGCAACUGCAUUCGAUAAUGGCAAAGCCCGAAAGUCGUCUUUGAAGAGAAAGUAAAAAAAAUGAACAAAGACAUGGUACAAUUAUAAAAUAAAUGAAAAAAUAAAUAAAUAAAAAAGCUUACACCGCGGU
Lobosporangium transversale is the source of this 2477-nucleotide messenger RNA. Its product is annotated as Oligosaccharyl transferase STT3 subunit-domain-containing protein. Gene Ontology annotation, cellular component: membrane. The record is from RefSeq and is a predicted model, not a curated record. Gene Ontology annotation, molecular function: dolichyl-diphosphooligosaccharide-protein glycotransferase activity. The coding region runs from base 117 to 2402 and encodes 761 amino acids. The transcript has 4 exons. NCBI's taxonomy places the organism in Eukaryota, Fungi, Mortierellomycota, Mortierellomycetes, Mortierellales, Mortierellaceae. Gene Ontology annotation, biological process: post-translational protein modification.